AUGGGCGAAGCAGCAGUAACUAAUGAUAUUCGCCAGGAGGCCAACUCGGCCCUAAUGGAGGUGGACAAAGGUCUCCGUAGCAGCGCUGUGGGGGAGCAGUGCGAGGCGAUUGUCAAGUGUCCUGUGUUUAUGGACAAGUUUCCGUUCCCAGUCAUGACGAGCACGGCUCUCCUGAAGCUGGCUGACGUGUUUUCGGCUCAGGCCACAGCCAACCUCCUUCGACUCCACAUCCUCAAGGUGUUCCAGCUGGCCUACAAACACCUGGGGAAGGUCUCCAGUCCAGAGGAGCUGGUGAGACGGCUCUCUCUCGUCACCCAUAGCAACGACCCUGUGGCACGGGCCCUCGCUCUCAGGGUGUUUGGUAGUAUAGCUAGCAUCGUUGCAGAGAGGAAGAACGUCCACCACAGUAUCCAUCAUGGUCUGGACUCACACCAUCAGGUGGAGGUGGAAGCCGCCAUAUUUGCCACCAGUUGCCUUGCCCGUCACUCAGCCACGUUUGCAGCUGGAGUCUGUGAGAAGAUUUCCUCCACUGUACAAGGUCAGGCAGUGCCAGUGGAGAUGAAGUUGCGACUAGUUCCCAUCCUCAGUGAGAUGCACCACAACUUAGCCACUGCCAAUCAGGUGAGAGAACUGUGUGUGAAACUUCUGCCGACAUACCCUGCCUUCUCCCUCGUCACUUCCACCCUUCACACCCUCACUACUCUCGCCAUGGCAACCAAGAUACACAUUCCAGACCAGGUGUGGCUCCUCCUCAGCUACGCUCGAAGCGAUGCACGUGGUCGAGUGAGGCUGUUUGCUCUGAAGGAGCUGGAGUCCCUAGCAGCUGCCAGUCCUCACAUGUGGUCAUGUGACAUGGUCCAGGCAGUGGAGGAGUGUGUGGUUGAGGCGGUGAGUGAGAGAGAACGGCAGACAGGGCUGAGGACUCUUCUCAGACUGUCUCGCUCUCUGGCAGUCCAGCACAUGACGUCACUCCCCGAUGCCAUAGGCUCUCUCCAGUACUCCACUCAUACUAAUACUGCCGCAUUAGUCCUCGUAACCAUCACUAACAUUGCCAUGGCAACAGCAAAUGGUGUGUCAUCGUCAAGUCAUGUGACAGAGCUAACGGAUCAGGUGAUCGAGGCUCUGCUGGUGGGAGACUUCUCCUCAGAGGCCAACAGUCUGGGUCUGAGUUGCCUCCUGUGUGCUCUCAUGAAGCUGAGCUCAGUGAGCGGGUCAGCCAGCAAGACUGCUCUGGACACUCUCCUCUCCUUCCUCCCCCAGUUUUCUGGUCGACAGCUGAAGAUGGUGUGUGAUUGUCUGGUGUUAGUUGGAGCAACUGCCAAAACCUCGUGGAGUGAGGUGGCCUCGUCUCUUACCCACUACCUCACUCACCACCCCGACCAGCUACCACACCUCCUGCUGCCAUUCUCUGCGGUAUUGCAGGAGGUCCACAGAGGAGAGUGGAGCAGUCCUCAGAGACAGUCGUUCCACUCCUCAGUUCUCCCUUCCCUGCUGGAGCAGGUCUGGGCCCUCCACAGUCCCCACGCCUUGUGGCUCGCCUACCGCCUGGCUCGCAGGGCCUCUGCAAAGGGUUACCAUGAGCUGGCAGGACCGGUGUACCAUAGACUGUCACAGUCAGUGACUGUAGCCAGGUUCCGCCAUUGGCUCUCCGCUCUCCACCUCUUCUCCUCAUCCCAACUUCUCCUCUCCCCCUCUUCCCCCUCCUCACACCUCAUACCCGCCCUCGGUAACGCAGCUGCUGUGGUGUCCAAGGCAGCCAUGUUCGUCAAGGCAUCGUGCCCUCCUUCAUCGUUCCCGCUGCGUUACCUCACCUCUCUUUCUUCUCUAAUGAGAGCCCACCACCAGCUCCUGACGUCCUGUGUGUCUGCCUCACUCUUACCUUCCUCUCCCUCCUCCUCUGUCUCCCAGAAAUUCCAAUUCUGUGUGUCUAGGUUCACAUCCCUGGCGGAGGAGCUGUCUGGACUCCAUUCCUCUCUCUUUGAUGCAGACAGCUACAGCCUCUCCCACAUAUCUCUUCUGCGACAGUCGUGUCUACUGAUGGUGAACAUCAUCUCUUCGUUGGUUCUCUCAAGGAAAUCUCUCGUCAAUCCAGGGAAAGUAGGUACACCAGUGUCGUCAUCUGCUGCUGCAGCUCCGACAGUCAGUCAGCUGAGCCACUUCUCCUCUGGAGAGGUUCUUGCUCAGACCUGCAGAGCCCUGCUGGACCACACCCAGUCUCUGGCUCCGUCUCUCCAGUCCCAGCCUGUCGGAGAAGAGCAUGCUCGAGUCCUCAGCGAGUGCUCUCAGAAACUGCUGCAAGUGCCGCUGAAGCUGCCUCCCUAUUUCUUCACCAGCUCACAGAACACCACUGUUCAGCUGGCAUUUUCCCCACCGCUGCCUCCUCCUGGCCAGGCAGUGCAGGUCCCCCUCCACUCUCACCUCUCUCUCAAGGUGGAGGGAGUUGUCCAGCACUCGGGGAAGAAAGUUCACAGGACCCCCACAGCAGUGUGUGUGAGGGUAAAGAUAACAUUGGACAAGUCUUUCUCAUCGGAACACAAAGGAGGAGAGCUGCCCAGCCUGGAGAGGGUGGAGCCUGUUGCCAAUGACUACUUCCUGGCUCCGUUUCUCAUAACACUACCCCACAGUGGCAGCUACAGCCUACACACCAGUGCCUCUCUCCUAGACCAGGAGGGAGUGGAGUGGGCAGCUGGGCCUCAGGCAAAGAUGAGUGUUGUGGUGGACUCAGAGCAGAACCUGAAGGGGCAGGAGAGGCAGGGGGACAAGGGGAGUGAGCUGGCAGGGUCCUCACGGUCCUCCUCACACUCUUAA
Messenger RNA from Geodia barretti, 2808 nucleotides. Lineage: Eukaryota; Metazoa; Porifera; Demospongiae; Tetractinellida; Geodiidae. The record is from the annotation of a GenBank genome assembly.